This is a messenger RNA of Sabethes cyaneus, 1401 nucleotides long. Its product is annotated as beta-1,3-galactosyltransferase 5. The transcript has 2 exons. Gene Ontology annotation, molecular function: hexosyltransferase activity. Gene Ontology annotation, cellular component: membrane. The record is from RefSeq and is a predicted model, not a curated record. NCBI's taxonomy places the organism in Eukaryota, Metazoa, Arthropoda, Insecta, Diptera, Culicidae. The coding region runs from base 1 to 1188 and encodes 395 amino acids.
AUGAGAAAGUUUCAUCGGAUUUUGGUCUUCGUAGUGGCCCUGUUUAUACUGUACCUGGUGUAUCGGUACUCGUUUCAAGUAGAUAGUGAAGGCAACUAUCUAUUCCUAAAACCGCUGGAUAGCACCGGCAGUGGUGGAUUUCUAACAUUGCUGCAGACCGAAAAUAAACCGGAGGAUUUCUCUUCAAUGGACCAGGAAAAGCAAGCCGAUCCACGAAGAUUAGUGAGCUUGACGGAUUUUCGAUACUUGAUUCCCAACGAUAUAUGCAAGGAAAACGGGAGCUUUUCUGAACUCCUAGGCGUGAUUCUUGUAACUUCCUACGUGGGGCAUGAUGCCCUUCGGGCAGCCCAUAGACAGGCCAUUUCUCAGCAGAAACUCAUAUCGAUGGGACUGCUGCGCAUUUUUUCACUAGGCAGUAUACCUUCAACGGAGAAAUUUAUCCACCAGAAUGCAAUCGAACACGAACAGAAGCUGUUUGGCGACAUCAUCCAAGGUAACUUCACGGAAGCGUACCGGAACUUAACUUUCAAACACGUUAUGAGCCUCAAAUGGGCUACCGAACAUUGCAUCAGGGCUAAGUUUCUGAUUAAAAUGGACGAUGAUAUUGUGUUCGAUCCGUUCUACAUUCAGAAUCAUCUGUCCGAUUUGGGUCAGCAAAAUCAAAAGAGCUUACUGGCCGGUUUUAUGUUUACCAACAAAAAAGUCAUUCGACUAAAAGCGAAUAAGUGGUUUGUGUCCAAAGCCGAGUAUGCCCGCGACAGCUACCCACCGUACCUAUCCGGAUGGCUAUACAUCACCAACCAGUGGACGGCCCGUAAGCUAGUGCUACAGUCGGAAUCGGUUCCCUUUUUCUGGAUAGAUGACACCUACAUAACCGGAAUCCUUGCCGAACGGGCUCAAGUAAAGCUAACGAACCUGAACAAGUGGUUCAGUGCCAACUCGGAGUUCAUUGAUUGCUGCAUUCGUGACAUGAAACGGUACUCGUUUCAGUGCGACUACUACGUCGGUCCUAACGGUGGAAACCCGAAUUUGAUCGUGGAAUUCGUACAGGAACUGGAACGUUGCUACGACAACGCUUGCUAUCAGCGCCCCAGUGGGAAACCGCUGACGAAAACGUGCGUUGCCGAGUACAAAAGUAUUCUGCACGAGCGAGGAGUGGCUCAGAUCAGUGCUCUGCGGCUUCGGUAAGCAAGUGGACAUUUGACCAAUUUUAGCGCUACAUCCCGAGUAGUUGGUACAUCUCCCCGGAAACCGUCCAUUAGUAAUUAUGUACUUAGCUACGUAAGUAUAGUAGGAUAUAGGAAGUCUUAACGCAAAAUGCAUGCUUGCGUUGUGAACAAUUUUCAAAUUUUAAUCACGUGAAAGCACAAACUAAUAGGCAACAAGCUGACUUAUUGUUCA